Messenger RNA from Vicia villosa (hairy vetch), 1435 nucleotides. Its product is annotated as alpha-L-arabinofuranosidase 1-like. The coding region runs from base 14 to 1363 and encodes 449 amino acids. The record is from RefSeq and is a predicted model, not a curated record. Gene Ontology annotation, molecular function: alpha-L-arabinofuranosidase activity. NCBI's taxonomy places the organism in Eukaryota, Viridiplantae, Streptophyta, Magnoliopsida, Fabales, Fabaceae. Gene Ontology annotation, biological process: L-arabinose metabolic process. The transcript has 12 exons.
UAUAUCAUACACAAUGUCUUUCUUACUUUCUUUCACUUCUUUUCUUUUCACUUUAGUUAUGUGUUUGUUCAUUUCUAAAUGCCAAGAUGAAGUUAAUGCUAGCAAGAUCACAUCAAAAUUAGUGAUUAAUGCUGAUUCUGGAAGACUUAUUCCAGACACAUUUUUAGGAGCAUUCUUUGAAGAGAUUAAUCAUGCCGGAGCUGGAGGAUUGUGGGCAGAACUUGUGAAUAAUAGAGAUACAAUUGGAGUGUGGGAAGAGAGACCUGGCCACUAUAAUGAUGUAUGGGCGUAUUGGACUGACGAUGGAUUUGGUUAUUUUGAAGGGCUUCAAUUAUCAGAGGAUCUUGGUGCAAUGCCAAUAUGGGUGUUUAAUAAUGGUAUUAGCCGUAAAGAAGAAGUAAAUACGUCUGCAAUUUCACCAUUUGUGAAAGACGCCUUAGAUGGUAUUGAGUUUGCUAGAGGUUCUUCCACAUCAAAAUGGGGUUCUCUUAGAGCUUCCAUGGGACAUUCAAAACCAUUUGAUUUGAGAUAUGUUGCAAUUGGAAAUGAAGAAUGUGAUAAAUAUAGCUAUCAAGAAAAUUAUCUCAAAUUCUAUGAAGCUAUAAAGCAUGAUUAUCCUGAUAUUCAGAUUAUUUCAAAUUGUGAUGGUUCUAAAUAUCCGCUAAAUCAUCCUGCAGAUCUUUAUGAUUUUCAUAUUUAUACAAAUUCAAAGGACAUGUUUUUCCAUUAUACCAAGUUUGAUAAAGCACCACGAUCCGGUCCAAAGGCAUUUGUUAGUGAGUAUGCUGUUUGGCAGGAAGAUGCAGCUAAUGGAACUCUUUAUGCAGCCUUGGCUGAGGCUGCAUUUCUGAUUGGACUUGAAAAGAAUAGUGAUGUUGUCAGCAUGGUUGCUUAUGCACCUCUCUUUGUUAACACAAACGACAAGCAUUGGAUACCGGAUGCAAUUGUAUUUAACUCUUAUCAAAAUUAUGGAACUCCAAGUUAUUGGCUCCAACAUUUUUUUAUUGAUUCUAGUGGAGCAACUUUUCUUAAUUCAACUCUCCACCAAUCUUCUAGCUCAAUUGUUGCCUCUACAAUUCAGUAUAAAAAUUUUCAAGAUGGAAAAAAUUAUCUAAAAGUCAAGGUGGUAAACUUUGGAAAUUCAAUUGAAAAUUUAAAGAUUUUGAUAGAAAAUUUAAAAUCAAAUGUGCAACCAUCAGGUUCAUCAAUGGUUGUGCUUACAUCCUUGAAUAAAAUGGAUGAAAAUUCUUUCUACGAGCCAACAAAGAUUGUACCCGAAAAAGCUUCACUUGAAAAUGCAAGCAAUGCCAUGAAUGUUAAACUUCAUCCAUAUUCAGUUACAUCAUUUGAUUUAUUAAUUUAAAACACUAUAUAUGAUGUAAUGUUUCUUUUAUUUCUUAGAAUGAAUGAAUGGAAGAAAUGCAUAUAUUUCUAU